Molecule: messenger RNA, 4271 nt
Organism: Setaria italica (foxtail millet)
Lineage: Eukaryota; Viridiplantae; Streptophyta; Magnoliopsida; Poales; Poaceae
Product: MMS19 nucleotide excision repair protein homolog
Exons: 21
Coding region: 256-3645 (1129 amino acids)
Biological process (GO): iron-sulfur cluster assembly
Cellular component (GO): cytosolic [4Fe-4S] assembly targeting complex
Source: RefSeq, a predicted model, not a curated record
GAAACCCACCAGCCUCCGCCUCCGCUCCGCCGGUCCGCCCCACUCGCGCCCGCACCUCCCCCUCCCUCCUCCAGUCGCCUCCGCCGCCGCCGCCGACGAACCUCCCCCGCCUGGGCGCUCUCUCGAAGAAAACCUCCUCCCCUCUGGUCCUCCAAGGCCCUCCCUGUUCACGCGGCACCAGAGCUGCAGAACCCUAGAUAAACCCUGGUACGGGAGCUAAGCCCCCGCGCUGCUAUAUCGUACCUAGCGGCGGCGAUGGCGAGGGUCCUUCCCGGAGAGUGGGUUCCCCACGUAGAGGCCUACGUCGACGUCUCCCGGCCCGCCGCGCAACACUCUGCCAGUGUGGAUGCGCUUGCGGCCCUGGUGAACAAGGACAAGCUGACCCUCUUCGAUUUGGUGUCCAAGAUGGAGAUGUAUUUGACGACAACAGAUCACAUUGUGAGAUCAAGAGGAAUACUGCUCCUCGGGGAGAUAUUGUCUCGAAUUUCGGUUAAAUGGUUAGACGUCAAUACCAUCACAACUUUGUCAGAUUUUUUUAUAUCAAGAUUGUCAGAUUGGCAAGCAAUACGGGGAGCACUUGUUGGUUGCCUGGCACUAUUGCACAGAAAGCAAGGUGUUGGUUGUAUCGUAAUUGCCGAUGUCAAAAGAAUCGUUGAGUCUUUCUUACAGAAUGUUCAAGUGCAAUCACUUGCAGCUGCUGACCGCAAGCUGUGCUUCCAAAUUCUGAGCUGCAUACUGGAUCGGUACCCGGAAGUCGUCAAAACAAUGGAUGGUGAACAGCUGUACUGGAUCUGUGAAGCAAUUGAUGAAGAGAAGGACCCAGAAUGCUUGAAGCUUUCUUUUCAUGUAGUGGAAGUUGUCAUGAAGCUAUUUCCAGAUCCAUCUGGUUUGGCAGCGCAAUUUGCAAGCGAGUUUUUUGAGAUUUUAAGCAAGUAUUUUCCUGUCUACUUCACACAUGGAGUGGGCGAUGAUUUAAAUGCUACAAGGGAUGACCUUUCCAGAGCAUUAAUGCAUGCCUUUUGUUCCACCCCCUAUUUUGAGCCAUUUGCCAUCCCUUUGCUUCUCGAUAAGCUUUCUUCCUCUCUUCCCUUAGCAAAGAUUGAAUCUUUAAAAUAUCUGGACAAUUGCAUUCGCUUCUAUGGAACUGAUAGAAUGGUUAGACAUGCAUCGGCUGUGUGGUUUAAGUUGAAAGAAGUGAUUUUUAGCUCUUCUCCAGAGGAAUUUUUAUUAACAUCAGGGUCUCCAAAGGAUGCAGAGAAGAAUAAGAAUCAAAUGGUCUUAGAGGCUCUGAAAUGUUUGAAGACUGCUAUUAUGUGUAUUGAUUCUUCAGAUAAAGAUCUUUUCAUCAAUUUGAUCUUGUUGGACGAGGAUAUUGUGAAUAAGAUCCAUUCUAUAUCAAGUGAAGAAAAGUCCAUAUUGAGUUCAUUGGAAGAUCUGGCCCAACUGCAUGCACUCGGAAGUGUCAUUUCUAUUCUUUCUGAAUCAUCUACAUAUUUGUGUACCAGAGUCCUUCAAGAGCAUUUUACACAGUUGGUAGAUAUUUUGGGAACAUCAACUGACUAUGAAUCUCGGCAGUUGAAUACUUGCAAUGGAUCAUCUUCUGCAGCUGACAACUAUGGGGCGCUCUAUUUAUCUGUUCAAAUGCUUACAUCCUGUAGAGAAGUGGCUUUGGUAUCAUAUGCUGAUUGUUCUUCUAUUAAAUUAGCGAAGGAGUCCUGGUGGCUUAUCUUAGAGAAAAAGUUGGAUCGGCUAAUCCAUUUCCUUGGAUCAUUUUUAACUAUUGAUUCUGAAUCUAUGCAGUCAAUGUUCAGACAAGAAUAUGUCUCAUGUGCUGUGAAGGGCUUGUUAACACUAGCAACAUUCCCGGAACAGUGCUCACCUUUAACGGCAAAUGCUUAUGAGGAUAUUCUGGCUAUGCUUACUUCAGUAAUUAUAAGCAAGUUUGAAAAUGUUGAUUUAUGGAGAUUGUCAUUAAAAGCAUUGACUAGCAUUGGUUCAUCUAUUGGGGAGUUCCAUGCUUCUCAAAAGGAAGUGAUUUACUGCCAAACAGUUGUUGACAAGAUUGUUUCUUUGGUUGAAUCUUAUGAUGGCCCAAUGCCUCUCAGCCUAAGACUUGAAGCAAGUUAUGAAAUUGGAACUGCUGGGUUCAACUAUAUGUUAAGGGUUGCUAGAUCACUUGAAGGAGCUGUUGUCACCAAUAUUUCUAAGACUAAUGGAGGAAUGGAAUGCACUGAACAUGUAGCCCAUUUAUUUGAGUGCUACUCCGGUCAGGUCCUUCCUUGGUUGUUUACUUCUGGUGGUAUCAAUGAACUUGCAUUGAGCUUUGCGAUGCAUCUUUUGGAUGAGAUUAAGGACUUAACUAUGUUAGAUAGAAUUGGUUCACAGGGCCUCCUUGACUCACUAAUGGCAGGAAUGAAGCUUUUAGUUGGAGUCUGUACAGAGGAGCAACAAACACGGAUUGUUCAGAAAGCAUAUAGCAUGGUAUCAUCAGUGAUCCCACUGCCGUUGAAAUCAAUGGCAUAUCAUCUUUUGUCUGCAGAUGAGUUAGUUCCUUCACACACUGUUCAAGAAACAGCUCUGGUUGGCAUGCUUUCAUCGGUUAUAGUUGGCCUUCGGCCUCAAACACCUGCACCAGAUAUGGUAGUGAUGAUCAACCUCUUUACAGUCUUUCUACUGAAUGGGAAACUGCCAGCUGCUUAUGCAUUAGCUUCUGUUUUCAAUAAGUAUCUACACAAUCCAGAGUUCUCACACGAGAAUCAGCUGGAUAAAAUACUUGAUGGUAUUCUUGAGAGGUGUUUCUCAACUGUAUUAGCCAGCAACCAGUCAAAGAUAUCCCAGUCUGGAAAUGUACUUUCUAAGAUUGAUAUCUUGUCUGGCUUAGCCUGGAUUGGCAAAGGAUUACUUAUGAGAGGAGAUGAGAAGGUGAAGGACAUUUCGAUGUUUCUGCUUAAGUGUCUAUGCUCAGAUGAGACUUUGGCUACUAUUCCAUCCCACGAGGAAGAAUCUUAUGUCAAUGAUUCAUCAAAUACUUCUAUUGCAACAUCCGCAGCUGGUGCAUUCCAUGUAAUGAUGAGUGAUUCAGAAGUCUGCCUAAAUAAAAAAUUUCAUGCAAGAAUAAAGCCAUUAUAUAAGCAGCGUUUCUUCUCAAUCAUGAUGCCAAUCUUCCUCUCUAAAAUCAAGGAAGCAACGUCAAUGACAACAAAAUUGGCACUGUACCGAGCUUUUGGGCAUAUCAUUUCCAAUGCUCCAGUACCAGCAGUUAUAACUGAAGCACAUCAGAUUUUACUCGUGAUGGUUGAUAGCUUAGCUAAAUUAAGUGUGGAUAUCCAGGACAAGGAUUUAGUGUACAAUUUGUUACUUGUCCUGUCUGGAAUGUUGAUGGAUGAAAAGGGCAAAGAGUGCAUUCUGGACAAUGUCCACAUCACCAUCAGUGUUCUUACCCAACUUGUUUCCUAUCCUCAUAUGAUGGUUGUUCGGGAGACAGCUUUACAAUGUUUAGUAGCCUUUUCUACUUUUCCUCACUCAAAAGUUUUCCCUAUGCGGCGAAAGGUUCUACAAGCAGCAAUCAAGGCUCUCGAUGAUAAGAAAAGGGCUGUUCGUCAAGAGGCUGUUCGAUGUCGACAAACAUGGCAGUCGUUUGCUUAAGGUUUGCUUAAGGAUGGGCACGCUUUCAGUGGUCUGACAAGUUGGCGAGUUGCUUACUAGGCGAUCCUGUUGUUACUUGAUGAGUACGCACGAUUGGAUUCACUGCGCCAUCACAUAAGGUGAGAGUGGACACUGCGGAUUGGUUCAUGUCUGAAAUCUUUUCUUUGGAUCAGCUGCUAAGUUCCGAAUGUUGGGUGAUUCUCUGAAGAACCAUGAAACUAUGGGAGAAAAGUGCCUGGAGUUAGCCCUCCAUCUGGGUUGCCAUUUGCCAGCGUUGCUCUGUUUCUUGAUCCGGAACAUUGUUUUGCAGGAUGCAAAACCAAAUUGGAUCACUUGAGAAUGUAACCCUGGUCUCGCUAAUGCCUUGCAUGUUAUCCCCCCUGAUGUUGGCCAUGCCUUGACAGUUUAGUUUGCUUUCAUGUUUCGAGCAGGCCCUGAGUGUCUCAUCAAGCAUGGCUCAUACGCUGUGUUGCAAAAGAUACCUAGAGUAAAUUGCGUUCACCAUACAACUAGAGUAAAUUGCAUUCACCGUACAACUUGUCAAGUAGGUGCAGAUCCAACAAUUUGUACAAUGCUCAACCUAGUACAAUAACUUGACAUGUGGGUGCAGGUGCAGAUUGGUUCAA